Ectocarpus sp. CCAP 1310/34 is the source of this 6116-nucleotide messenger RNA. NCBI's taxonomy places the organism in Eukaryota, Phaeophyceae, Ectocarpales, Ectocarpaceae. The record is from the annotation of a GenBank genome assembly.
GCAGCAGGCAGAGAGAGCGAGAGAGAGGAAAGAUGGUGGCACCGAAGUAUGGCCCGACGGGGGGCUCCUCCCCGUUGGGCACCUCUCAAGAUUCUGCCUCGCGGAGCAGCGAAAAGAAGAGAGAGCAGGUGCUGCAACGAUUGAUUGAACAAGCAGGGGAGAGCAGGUCGGAAGGAAACUCGCUGUUCAAACACCAGUCCUACGCCGAAGCGGAGAUCAAGUACUCCAAGGCAAUCCACACCCUGCAGAAGGCGAAUUCCCGGCAAGUUGGGCGGACCAGACCUGGUGAAGUCGCUCAACAACCGCAGCCGCGUGCCUUGCGGGAUCUGAAAAACUCUGCCGACCUCGGCAACGCGGAUGCUAAGCGGCUGCUGCUGUCUCAGGCUAGAAAGAAGAAGGCUGGCGACGGUAACGCCGCCCUCACCAAAACCACCAGCAGCAGCAAGAACAACGGCGGCGCUGCUGACUCCAGGCCUUCUGCUGGCGGUUGCGGUGGCGCCAACUCUUCGGUACGGGGGGCGGCUUCGACGUCGGCGUGCUCUGCAUCGGCAACGGUGGCGGCAGGAAGGAGGGCAAGAGGCGCUGCCGGCGCAGCCGCGGCGAGGACCGGCGGGGGCGGGAACCCGGUUAGGCUGGAAGCUCGCCUGGAAGCACGGGCGGGGGUAGAGCUGACCUUCGGCGGCACAAGCCAAGACUCGCGCAGGAGCUGGCUCCCGACCGAAGCAGGAUCCGGCGGUGGGGGUGAUUGCAUUGUUAGGAGCGCGGAGGCUGGCGGUGCUUCCAGCGGCGGCAGCUCCUGCGGCGGUGAUAGCAGCGACGGGGCGGUGACCGCGAGGGUGGAAACCCCGCGGAGGCGCCGGCCGCGUCCGUGGCUUGGGGGUUCACCGGGCAGCGGCAACCCGGGGAUGGUGAAGAACGGCACUGCUGCUGAGAGGGAGGAGGAGAGCGAUACGUACCCAGCCCCUCAACCCGCUCUCGGGGGUCCCGCUGUCCGACGGUGCUAUGGGCCUGUCGGUGGGAGUGAGGUGGAUGCGGCCGAUGUUGCGAGCACGUUUGAGGCCGGUGAUGCAGCUGGUGACGGGGAUGCUCGCAUCGGAACACAAGGAGAAGACGCGUAUAAGGGAGACGGCAGUGAUAAGCAGGGAGAAGAUGCACAAACCGAGGCGGCGGCGCCGGAGGCUAGCGCCGGGGUUGGUUUUGAGAUUGGCGAAGCCCCGCCGCCGGAGGCGCAGGCGCAGCUUAUUCGCUGGCUGGUGGCGCAGGAAGAGGAGAAGGAUUGCGAGGGUAACAUUUGGGCGGUCUUGGACAAGAGGUGGUGGCAAAGGUGGCAGCUUUACACGGGGUGCUACGAGCACGCGCAUGCCGCGGGCGAAGCUGGUAGCGGCACCGUAGAGAAACCUGCAGGCGGCGAUGGUGGCGGUGGGACUGCUGCCGCAGACGAUGCUGCCGCUGCUGGUUCUGGUAAUGCUGUCGCUGGUGCUGCCGCUGAUGGUGCCGCUGAUGGUUCUGCUGAUGGUUCUGCUAGUGCUGGUUCUGCUGAUGCAGUCGGUGCUGGUACUGCUGAUGCGGCAGCUGCUGGUUCUGGUGGCGCUGUUGCUGCUGAUUCCGCUGAUGACGUCGCUGCUGAUGCUGCCGGUGCGACUGAUGCUGCAGACCCUUCGGUUAGUGAGGCUGGUGUUGCCAGUUCUAGGGCUACCGCUGGUGCAACCGGUCUCCCUGCUCCCGCUCCUCGUGCUGCCAACGCCGAGACAUCAGUUGCCGCCCGACCAACAGCAGACUCAGAUGCCGACCAGGCAACAGCAGACCUCGAUGCAAAGGCGGCGGCGAUGGCGGCGGCGGCGGCGGCAGCGGGGCCAGACCCGGACGGCACCCCAGCGGAAGACACCGGUGCUGGCCCGGCGGCCGACCUUGACUCGUCACCGGUAGAAGAGGAAGAAGCACCGCCCCCUGGAGGAACGGCGAUAGCAACGGAAGAGAGCGGGGAUGGCGGGGGGCUACAAGAGACGACGGCGGGAGAAGACGAAAGCACCGAGGAGGUAGGGGGUGAUGCUAAUAUCGUGCCCCCCCCUGCGUCUGCGGGCUCUGGUGCCGAUAUGGGAGACGGCGAAGGUGGCGAGGGGCCGGUGGAGAAAGACGGCGAGGCAGGAACAAACGGACAUCACAAGACAGCAACUCCGCAACGAGUCGAACCCCCCGCAGCACACCCUGGCCCAAUCGAUAACUCGGAGCUGGUCUUGGAUGCGGGGACACCGGGAACCAUCCCCGGGACGGGGCGACGCCUCCGCUUGCGUCUUGUUCGGGGUUACCACUUUGUCCUCGUGCCGCAGGAGGCUUGGAUUGCUCUGCACGCGUGGUAUGGUGGGGGGCCCGCGUUGCCAAGAGCGCUGGUGCCGAUCCGAGAUAGCGACUCCGGGCGUGUCGUGUACGAGCCCCAGCUCUUUCCGGAGUUUUCACGACUAGAUCCGGUCCUGAGAUCAGCCACUGUGUGCAGCAGUGGCAUUGUUGGCAACAACGACGACGCCCCUUCUAACGAGGAUUUUGCUAGCGACAAAGAAGACGGUCCUAUCGCCAACGGUAGUCCCGUCGAAGAGAACCCUCUUGUGGCAGAAGUAGCAGCAGCAGCUGAUAGCAAAGAAGACACCGGGGGUUCCGUUGACGGAAAUGGGGAAGGGGGAGAAUCGACGGGGCCACCGCCAGCACCGACGGAAGCAGCAUCGCCGGCACCACCAGGAGCGGUAGCGGAAGGGCCACAGGAGAAUCGCAGUGGCGGCGGCGACGGCAGCGGUACCGGUGGUGGCGUGCAGGUGGAGGGGGCGGGCGGCGGAGAGGGGAAGGGGGACGGUAGUGUAGACAAGAAGACAAAGAAGACUGGAGAUGCGUGGUACCCCUGCGCGGCGUGCGGAGCCCCCUGCAAGAAGAAGUGCACCUCAUGCUCCAAGACGCAGCACAGGGUGUCUUACUGCUCCCCGGCCUGCCAGAAGGCCCACUGGAGGUUUCACAAGAAGUUCUGCGGCGGCAAGGGUUCGGGAACCGGGCUGUCGCUGGCCAAGAGAGGAAAGGCGGGCCUGGACAACCUGGGAAACACGUGCUUCCUCAACUCGGCCGUGCAGUGCCUCAGCCACGUCCAGCCUCUCACGAGACACGUCCUCAGCAACGCCUUCCAGGAAGACCUAAACCUUACCAACCCACUCGGGACGGGCGGGCGACUUGUCCAGGCCUACGAACAAGUGCUUAAGGAGCUGUGGUUCGGCAGCGGGAGCUCGGUGUCCCCCUCGGGCCUCAAGAGCGCCAUCGCGAAGUUCGCCCCGCAGUUCAACGGCUACUCGCAGCAGGACUCGCAGGAGGUCCUGUCCUUCCUCCUGGACGGACUGCACGAGGACCUGAACAGGGUGCUCAAGAAGCCCUACCUCACGCUCCCGGAUGGAGAGUGCGGGAGGCCUGAUUCGAUCAUCGCAGCGGAGUCGUGGGAGAUGUUCGGCAUGAGGGACAAGAGCGUCCUCGUGGAGAGUCUGUACGGCCAGUUCAAGAGCACGCUCGAAUGCCAGCAGUGCGGCAAGUUAUCGCGCAAGUUCGACGAGUUCAACGUGAUGCCCGUCGAGCUCCUGGACGGACAGCGCCUGCAGGUAAUCCUGGACUUCGCGCCGCUCCUGAACCCCUCUGCUGCGCCAACGGCAGCCAAGGCAGCAGCAGGAGGCGACGGGAAAGGCGGCGGAAACCUCAGCGCGGCGAUGCUGCUGGGGGGACCGGGCGUGGAGGGACGCAAGCCGAGGAGAGUCGCGGUGUUGGUUCCGAAGGAGUCGUUGGUGGCGGACGUCAAAGCCGAGUUGGCGGUGAUGUUCGACAUCGGCGUGGACGAGAUGGUGAUCGUUGUGUCACCCAUCAGCGGACAGCCAUUCUUCCGCAUCCUCCCCGACUCGGCACAGAUUUUGCCGUUCACCCAGGGCGGCUACGAAAUCACGGCCCACGAGUGUGUCCCAGGGCAGCGGCACGCCCUAGUCGUCAACCGCGUGUUCGACGGGGGACGGCACGUAUCCUCCCCGGAGGGGCCGCGAGCGAUCGAUCCCCUAGCGCAGUGGGCGCAGGUGUCGGCCCUAAGCCGCCUGCGGGGGAACGACCGGGACGCGCCCUUCCUGCUGUCGUUUCCCGAGGAUGUGUCCUGUCUAGGGCUGCUAGAAAUCGUGUGGGACUACAUGCGGGAUUUCCUGCACCUCACCAAGCAAGAGUACGACGACGACCAUCUCGGCCACACCCUCGCUAGCUCCGGACACAUCAAGGUAUCCGAGGCGAGCGAGUUUUUCUCUCCGAUGGUGGUACAGUACGACCAGCGCCAGAUGCAGUGGCAAGACCGGCUGGACGCUCACAACGGGGUGGUCGUUUCGGACUUGGGGCGGUUCAUCCCUCCGACGGACGCCGUGCGAGCGGCGGACGUGUUGCGACGACGACAACAACAACAACCGCAAGGUGUGAUUCUGCAGGACUUGUGCGGCGGCAGAGUCCAAGACUUGGACAUCCUGAGGCUUGAAUGGAGCGGCUUUCUGCUGGACAAUCUGAACGAGUCGAGGAUCCACCACCAGUGCUUCGGGGAGGACAAUCACAGCAGCGUGCAAGAUACUGCACUGCGUGCGAAGAGAGUCAGCCUCCAGGACUGCCUACAAAAGUUCUCUGUUCCGGAGACGUUGUGCAAGGAUAACUCUUGGUACUGCAGCCGCUGCAAGGAGCUCAGACAGGCGGUCAAGACGAUCCAGGUCUGGUCUCUUCCCGAGGUGCUGAUCCUACACUUCAAGCGCUUCUCCCACGCAGGGCCCAACCGCGGCAAGGUAGAGCUGUUCGUCGACUUUCCCAUCAACGGCCUGGACAUGUCUCCCUACUGCCGCGGAGAGACGCUGGAGGGGGGCCGCCCGAUGUCGGCGCUCUACGACCUGUUCGCGGUUUCCAACCACAUGGGCGGCAUGGGGCACGGCCACUACACGGCCUUCGUUCGGGACUGGGAGGGGAGCGGCAUGUCCCAGGACUGGCACGUAUGCGACGACCACGACUGCCGCCCGGUGCCCGAGGCCAGGGUGCGCACCGCCCACGCCUACGUGCUCUUCUACCGGAGGAGACCUUUGGCGUAAAACCGACGCUGUGCCGUUUUUUGCACAUCGCGCGGUCGGAAGGAUUCGACGGUACAGCUACAGCAUCAAUGCCAGGAGUACUUGCGGAGUAGCACGCGACAUGAGUUUACCUCUGCUGCUGUGUGCUGGACCGUUUUACAACUCGUCGCGGUCCAACAGUAGUUCGACGUUGCAACCACGGCGAUGUGGAGAAGUACACGCGUUGAACCGCGACUGGAGUGAGAGGUUACAAGCUGACCUGGGAAUUAAGCUGUUGGCGUUUAACCCGGUGUUUUGUAGACCAUAUAGGCCGUGGGCCCUUCAAGUUUUGUUCGAUGCUAUUGCGUCUGUUGCGGAGACAGCGGCGCGUGUUCCGUUCCAGGAGAAUCAGCUUGGUCGAUUUCGCACCCAAGGGAGAAGCCAUGGCACGAAGUGACAUGGUGGCAAGCCGCAUCGAUCGGCCAGUUGGUGUGGCAUCAUUUGUGCCUUUGUACUGGCGGAGAUCGGUGGCUUCAAUUGCAUCGCAAACGGGAGCUAUGUUCCGAAGCCGGCAGUUGUGUUGGCAGUCUGUUUUAUGGUAAGAGACAACCCUUGUUGGCAUGGCUGGCACGAACUAACUACAAUUACACACAUCUGUUUUGUGGUGUUGUGUGCCCUUGUGUUGCGGUCAUUUGAGAGGAGAAUGAAGCCACAGUCGCCGGGACAAAAGGCGUUAGACAAAUCGUGAGUGCACACACACGGUUUGGAGUAGGGACGAACGGCUCGCGCUCCUGUAUUCGGUCUGUGAACCCGAGGGGAGAAAGCAGGUUGUCGAGGUUUCUUCUGUGUUGCGAAAGUGUCGUUCUUCUACGUGGCGUGCGGCAGAACGUUACCAUUCCGUUGGGGGGGUGGACUGGGUAGAUUUCACGGGCCGUUUGUUGCGGCGGGUCGUCAGUCGUAGACACCGGCCCAUCUGGCCUUGCUAACCAACCAAAGCUGGUGUCUAUUAUCAACAGUUGAAACGAAACAAGCGUCGACAUUUGU